AUGUCACCAACAUCACCAACAUCAGACACCAGUGCUGAAUAUGAUACAGAACAUGUUAGUGACUGGAACUGGGAUGGUGACUCCAGGAACUCCCAGAACUGUUUACAGCGCGAAAGUUCGAUUGCAUCAACGAUCUUCAGCGCAGCAGUCUCUCACAUACUUCAAGACUUUAACCUUUCCAGCGCCUCCCUCUCAUCUUUUCUGAUCUCCGUUCAUGUCACUGGCUUCACAAUCGGACCCUUGCUAUGUCCGGUGAGCGAGGUAUACGGACGAAGCCCCCUGAUGCACGUCCCCAACGUCUUGUUUGUCCUGUCCUCGGUUAUAUGCGCCCUCAGUCCUAAUGUCGGGGUGCUCAUCGCCGGGCGCAUCCUCACGGGUAUGGCGGGAUGUGUGCCGGCUGUUUUAGGUGGUAGAUAUAUCACGGACCUGAUGCCUGUUGAACAGCGAGGCAUGGCGCUGAGUAUCUGGGGAUGGCCGAUUGCGGGCGACUAUUUCGCCGAGAAGGCAGGCUGGAGAUUGACCUUUUGCCUCGAGGCGAUCGUGGAUGGCUAUGGCUUCAGCGAAGGCCAAGUAGGCCUCGCAUACAUCGGUCCCUGGAUUGGGUUCCUCUUCGGCCAGUGCAUCUUCGGCCUGUUCAUCGACCGACACUUCAAGAAACAGGCCCUUGUCCAUGGAUCCAACAUUCCAGAAACUCGAUUGAACAUUCUUUCCCCCGGUAACAUCCUCAUCGCUGCCGGUCUGUUCUGGUACGGCUGGUCGGCCGAAGGGCACACGCAUUGGGUCCUCCCGCUAGCUGGAACCGCCGUAGUUAACAUGGGGAUCUUUUUUGUGUGUAUUGCGAUACAGAGUUAUUUGACGGGUUCUUUUGAGGAGUUCGCGGCGAGCACUCUCGCGGCAACUACUAUUGUUCGGUCUAUACUUGGGGCGGUCUUGCCGCUUUCUGCACCGGCGCUGUACGAGCGGUUAGGACAGGGAAGGGGGAAUAGUCUGUUGGGGUUUACAGUGCUUGUUUUUGUACCCGCUACGGUCGUGUUCAUGAGGUUUGGCGAGAGGAUGAGAUUGGAUGCAAGAUUUCAUAUUCAAUCAUAA
Aspergillus affinis is the source of this 1089-nucleotide messenger RNA. RefSeq lists its product as uncharacterized. The record is from RefSeq and is a predicted model, not a curated record. Gene Ontology annotation, molecular function: transmembrane transporter activity. Gene Ontology annotation, biological process: transmembrane transport. Bases 1 to 1089 code for a protein of 362 amino acids. Lineage: Eukaryota; Fungi; Ascomycota; Eurotiomycetes; Eurotiales; Aspergillaceae. The transcript is spliced from 4 exons.